Molecule: messenger RNA, 1168 nt
Organism: Notechis scutatus (mainland tiger snake)
Lineage: Eukaryota; Metazoa; Chordata; Lepidosauria; Squamata; Elapidae
Source: RefSeq, a predicted model, not a curated record
UGCGCUGUGGCUCACGCGGGGCGCGUCUUAUUCUGCCUGCGACUGUCCAGGAGAUCCGGGGGCUGCUUGAGGGUCGCGGCCAGGAUGGCUCUGCGCUCUGCGCCCCUCUGGCUCCUGGUGCUGCUGGCGGUCGCCCUACGGCAGAGUUGCGUUGGCGCCUCCUCCCACUCCCUGAAGUAUUUCUACACCAGCAUCUCAGACCCCAGUCAGGGGCUGCCCCAGUUUGUCACUGUGGGGUACGUGGACGGUCAGGUCUUUGUUCAGUACGACAGCCACAGCCGCAGGAUGCAGCCUCGAGUCUCCUGGAUUGAGAAGUAUGUGGGGAAGGAGGAUCCCCAGUACUGGGACAGAGAGACCCAGAUAUCACAUGGCCACGAGGAGACGUUCAGAAGAAACCUGGAGACUGCGAGGGUUCGCUACAAUCAGAGUGAAGGCCUUCACACAUUGCAGUGGAUGUAUGACUGUGAGCUCCAGAGAGACGGGAGCAGAGAAGGGUUUAUGCAGUAUGGCUAUGAAGGGAGGACCUUCCUCACCUUCGACAAGGAGACCCUCACUUGGGUGGCUCCCGUCCCCCAGGCCCAGAUCACCCAGAGGAAAUGGGAUGCUAUUCCAGGAUUGAAUCAGAGAAACAAAGCCUACCUGGAGGAAACCUGCAUUGAGUGGCUGCAGAAGUACCUGUCCUAUGGGAAUGAGACGCUGCUGAGGACAGAGCCCCCAGGGGUGACGCUGGUGAGAGGCAAGACAGAGGUGGAGGAUGGGAUGGAGACGCACGUCUGCCGCCUGGAUGGCUUCUACCCCAGGGAGAUCGAUGCCUUCUGGACGAGGGAUGGGGUGGUCUGGCAGGAGGACACCCUCCAUACGUCUGUGGCCCCCAACGCAGAUGGGACCUACCACUACUGGCUCAGCAUCUGGAUCGACCCCAAAGAGAGGGGCCGCUAUCGGUGCCACGUGGAGCACGACAGCCUGCCGGAGCCUCUGGACCUGGCCCUGGAAGAACCAACCAAUUCAAAAUCCAACCUGGGGCUCAUCAUCGGCUGCGUUGUGGUUGCUCUUGUCCUGGUGGGUGUGAUUGCUGGGAUCCUGGUAUUCUUCAGUAAGUGUCUUUUUUUGAGGGAGGGUGAUGGAAGGACCCCCUUUGGGGAGCUUCUUCUGGGCUUCCUUCUGUCCU